Staurois parvus is the source of this 472-nucleotide messenger RNA. Lineage: Eukaryota; Metazoa; Chordata; Amphibia; Anura; Ranidae. The record is from the annotation of a GenBank genome assembly.
GCCCAGCAGUGCCACACACAAGUUCCGCCCACCUGUGCCCAGCAGUGCGCCCACCUGUGCCCAGCAGUGCGCCCAACUGUGCCACCCAGCAGUGUCACCACCUGUGCCCAGAAGUGCCACCUACCUGUGCCCAGUAGUGCCACCCACCUGUGCCCACCAGUGCCACCCACCACUGCCCAUCAGUGCAGCCCAGCAGUGCUGCCAGUCAGUGCCACCAGUCAGUGCCCAGCGGUUGUGCCAGUCAGUGCCCAGCAGUGCCGCCAGUCAGUGCCCAGCAGUGAUGUCAGUCAGUGCCACCUAUCAGUGCUGUCUAUCAGUACCCAUUAUCAGUGUUGCCUAUCAGUGCCACCAAUCAGUGCCGCAUAUCAGUGCCACCUAUCCGUGACACCUCAUUAGUGCCGCCUAUCAGUGCCUGCCCAUCAGUGCCGCCUAUCAGUGCCCAUCAGUGCUGCCUCAUCAAUGCACAUUAGUG